GGUCGUGGCGCGGCUCGGGGCAACGGGGCUGCUGCUCGGCCGGCCGGCGGCGGCGAGCGGUGGGGGCAUGAGGGCGAGCCGGGAAAACGGCAGUUGAGCCGGCGGGGAGGAGCGCCAGUCCCCGAGGAUUCCGAGAGUGCGGAGCUCGGGGCAGGGGCCGGGAGGCGCGGGGAAGCUGGGCCCUUCCCUCAGGAACGUGUCCCGGGGCCGAGUCGGCCCGUAGUGUGGCAGCAGCGUCAGAUAGGAAGAUUCAGGAUAAAUUACACAUCUGGUACGAGACAGAGGCGGGAUUCAAACCCAGGUGUGUUCAUGGACAAGUUUGAGAGGCACUAUACUGUACCAGGCUCCCUUUAACUGGAUCUUGGCAGAUGGGAGGUGAGCACGUGAAACAAUAUGAAGAGGAGAAAAUAGCCUUUUAAGGAAAUUGGCCCACAGAAAGGAUGGCCUUCUUGGACAAUCCAACUAUCAUUCUAGCUCAUAUUCGACAGUCACAUGUGACCAGUGAUGACACAGGAAUGUGUGAGAUGGUUCUCAUUGAUCAUGAUGUUGACCUAGAGAAGAUUCAUCCUCCUUCAAUGCCUGGAGACAGUGGGUCAGAAAUUCAGGGAAGCAAUGGCGAGACUCAGGGCUAUGUAUAUGCCCAGUCAGUCGAUAUUACCUCAAGUUGGGACUUUGGUAUUAGAAGACGCUCAAAUACAGCUCAAAGAUUAGAACGACUCCGAAAAGAGAGACAAAACCAGAUCAAAUGCAAAAAUAUUCAGUGGAAAGAAAGAAAUUCUAAGCAAUCAGCCCAGGAGUUAAAGUCACUGUUUGAAAAAAAGUCCCUCAAAGAGAAACCUCCAAGUUCUGGAAGGCAGUCAAUAUUAUCUGUACGACUAGAGCAGUGCCCUCUGCAGCUGAAUAACCCAUUUAACGAGUAUUCCAAGUUUGAUGGCAAGGGUCAUGUAGGCACAACAGCAACCAAGAAGAUCGACGUCUACCUCCCCCUGCAUUCGAGCCAGGACAGACUGCUGCCAAUGACCGUGGUGACAAUGGCCAGCGCCAGGGUGCAGGACCUGAUCGGACUCAUCUGCUGGCAAUACACAAGUGAAGGACGGGAGCCGAAGCUCAAUGACAAUGUCAGUGCCUACUGCCUGCAUAUUGCUGAGGAUGAUGGGGAGGUUGACACAGACUUCCCCCCACUGGAUUCCAACGAGCCCAUUCAUAAGUUCGGCUUCAGUACCUUGGCCCUGGUUGAAAAGUAUUCAUCUCCUGGUCUGACAUCCAAAGAGUCACUCUUUGUUCGAAUAAAUGCUGCUCAUGGAUUCUCCCUUAUUCAGGUGGACAACACAAAGGUCACCAUGAAAGAAAUCUUGCUUAAGGCAGUGAAGCGAAGAAAAGGAUCCCAGAAAAUUUCAGGCCCUCAGUACCGCCUGGAGAAGCAGAGCGAGCCCAAUGUCGCCGUGGACCUGGAGAGCACUUUGGAGAGCCAGAGCGCAUGGGAGUUCUGCUUGGUCCGAGAGAACAGUUCAAGGGCAGAUGGAGUUUUUGAGGAGGAUUCACAGAUUGACAUAGCUACAGUACAGGAUAUGCUUAGCAGCCACCAUUACAAGUCAUUCAAAGUCAGCAUGAUCCACAGACUACGAUUCACAACUGAUGUCCAGUUAGGUAUCUCUGGAGACAAAGUAGAGAUAGACCCUGUUACGAAUCAGAAAGCCAGCACUAAGUUUUGGAUUAAGCAGAAACCCAUCUCAAUCGAUUCUGACCUGCUCUGUGCCUGUGACCUUGCUGAAGAAAAAAGCCCCAGUCACGCAAUAUUUAAACUCACGUAUCUAAGCAAUCACGACUAUAAACACCUCUACUUUGAAUCUGACGCUGCUACUGUCAAUGAAAUCGUGCUCAAGGUUAACUACAUCCUGGAAUCACGAGCAAGCACUGCCCGGGCUGACUAUUUCGCUCAAAAACAAAGAAAACUGAACAGACGUACAAGCUUCAGCUUCCAGAAGGAGAAGAAAUCAGGGCAGCAAUGACACUGGCCUCCAGCCCCAAUCUGUCACCAUAGCUCAGAGCCUUCCUGCCAGGGUCAGGUGGCCCUAGAGCCCACCCCGAGUCCUGCAGUCCUCGGGGGCAGGCCACCCCUGGCUCACAGACACAAGGCUGGGGGGCUCUUGGGGGAAUGGAGCUGGGGACAUCUCCACGGGACCGAAGACUGAGUGGCAGUGGCUUUGAUGAGCAGUGCCAGGGGGCCCGACGACACAGACGACACGCCCAGCCAUCUUCACUGCCCGACGGCCCUGCCUGAGGAUGUACAUAGCCAUGCCCAGACAUUUCCUUGCAACUUGAUCAAAUUUCUUAAAACAAACAAAGAACAAAGAUGUACAUUUCUUUUUUCUUUUUUUUCCUUUUAAUAAACAGGUGUACUCUUUAUCAUGGUUGGUAUGACGGGCCGUUCUUUGGGGCAGAGGAUUGAUCAUGUCAUUCUCUUUAAAACCUGUUCCCAUAUUGAACAGGCAGAUUGGAAAAGCUAUGGCUCGAUUUCUCAGAAGAAAUGUUUAGGGCUUAGUCAAUAGUUUUAACUAUGCCAUUUGUUUAAAUGAGUGCAUUGC
Messenger RNA from Neomonachus schauinslandi (Hawaiian monk seal), 2585 nucleotides. RefSeq names its product MAPK associated protein 1 (gene MAPKAP1). The coding region runs from base 441 to 2009 and encodes 522 amino acids. The transcript is spliced from 14 exons. Gene Ontology annotation, molecular function: phosphatidylinositol-4,5-bisphosphate binding. The record is from RefSeq and is a predicted model, not a curated record. Gene Ontology annotation, biological process: TORC2 signaling. Lineage: Eukaryota; Metazoa; Chordata; Mammalia; Carnivora; Phocidae. Gene Ontology annotation, cellular component: plasma membrane; TORC2 complex; cytoplasm.